AUGGCUUCUGCAACCAGAUCUCUACCCAUCCUCUCUCUCCAAGCAGCAGAAGCAGCAGCCUCAGCAUCACAACAAAAAGCCAAAGAACUAGGCAUAGACGUCAACAUCGCCAUCGUAGACAGCACACUCCACCUCCUCCAUUUCACCCGCAUGCCAACCGCAAAACUCACUUCCAUCUCCAUCGCCAUCAACAAAGCCUUUACGGCAGCUGGCCACCGUCUCCCCACCUCCCACUACAACUCCCCCACUUUUUUCCCCGGCGGCGUGGGUUGGGGUAUUCAGUAUAGUAAUGGAGGCAGGUUUUGCACUUUGACGGGUGGUGUGCCGAUUUUGGUUGAGGGCGAGGUAGUGGGGGCGAUUGGGGUGAGUAGUGGGAGUGCGGGGGAGGAUGUGCAGGUUGCUGAGGCGGGGAUGAGAGCGGUGGAGGGGAUGGUUGGGAGGGCGAGGGGUGCGAAAUUGUAG
This is a messenger RNA of Aureobasidium pullulans EXF-150, 462 nucleotides long. Its product is annotated as DUF336-domain-containing protein. The transcript has 2 exons. The record is from RefSeq and is a predicted model, not a curated record. NCBI's taxonomy places the organism in Eukaryota, Fungi, Ascomycota, Dothideomycetes, Dothideales, Saccotheciaceae. Bases 1 to 462 code for a protein of 153 amino acids.